GACAACAAUGGUAUUAUAAAAAUUACUGUUGUUAUCCCAGUUGCCUACUAUUGAUACAGAUGAUAUUUGGUGGUCAGAAAUGUAAGGUUAAUGAUAUUUAAUAUAGAAAAACUAUAUAUCACAUAGACCACAUAUAUUUAUGAAAUUAAAAAUAGUACAGUAAUUUAGUCAGUACAUUGAUAUACAAGAUGUCUGAUACAGAAGAAGAAAAACCUUUCGCCAUAGAAAUCGCAAAACAAGGUAGAGCAGGAUGUAAAAAGUGUAAACAGAAAUGUCCUCAAGGAGAACUCAGAAUAGCGAAACUGGUAGCAAAUCCUUUUGGUGAGGGCAAAAUGAAGUCCUGGCACCAUGUUGACUGUCUAUUUGAGGUUUUUAAAAAACAAAGGCAAAAUACUAGAAGAAUAGAAAGCAUAAGUGAUAUAGAUGGAUGGAAUUUAUUAAGUGCUGAGAACCAAAAAUUAAUAUUAGAUAAAAUUGAAGAGUUUGACAAAACAUUCCACAAGAAGUUUGGAACUUCACCAAAGAAGAAACCAGCUGAAAACAACAUUAAAAAAACCACUGAACUAGUUGAGACCCAAGAAACUCCUUCUAGUUCACCUGUAAAAUCAGUGAAAUCAAAAGACUUAUUAUUUAAAGGAUUUAGAAUUUUAGUAGCUGAUAUAAGCAAUGUAAGCAGCUAUACAGAAAAAACAAAUUUAGUGGCAAAAGUUUUCAAAGAUGGUUUUGAUGGGAAAGGUUUCAAAGGUGAUAUUAUUUUAUGGUGUCGUUUACUUUUACCUGGAGUUAUUAAAAGGGUAUACAAUUUACAAAGUAAACAGCUUGUUAAAUUAUUUAGUAGAAUUUUUCAUACUGAUCAAGAGAGUAUGCUUGAACAUUUGGAGCAAGGUGACAUAGGUGAAACAAUUGAAGAAUUUUUCAUAAACAGCAACAAAAUAAAACCCGCUAAAAAUAGUUCACUUACUAUACAAGAAGUGGAUGAUUUCUUAGAAGAACUUACAAAGUUAACAAAAGAGGAUGAACAGAUUUUUCAUUUUAAAAAAUUUGUACCCAAGUGUACUGCAAAUGAUUUAAAAAUGGUUAUUCGAUUAAUUGUCCAUGACUUAAGAAUGAAUGCUGGUGCUAAGCAUGUUCUUGAAGCUGUUCAUCCAGAUGCAUAUGAAGUUUAUCAGUCUUGCAGAGACUUAAAUAAAGUUAUUAGUCGAUGUUUACACAAUUUAAAAGAAGUUAAAUCAUCCUCUGUUAAAGCUACAAUUAAUGUCAUGACACCUGUGUUACCAAUGCUUGCAAAUGCCUGCAAAUCUGUGCAACAAGCCAUUAAAGCUUGUCCUAAUGGCAUGUAUUCUGAAAUAAAAUAUGAUGGGGAACGUGUACAGGUUCAUAAACAGGGAACUGAAUUUAAAUAUUUUUCACGUAAUUUAAAACCAGUUUUGCAGCAUAAAAUUGGCCAUUUUAAAGAUUACAUCCCUAAAGCUUUCCCAAAUGCUAAUGACUUAAUACUGGACAGUGAAAUACUGAUGAUUGAUACUGUGACUGGGAAUCCUUUACCUUUUGGGACAUUAGGAGUGCAUAAAAAAAAUGAAUUUAAGGAUGCCAGUGUUUGUUUGUUUGUAUUUGAUUGUAUUUAUUACAAUGGAGAAAGUUUAACUCAUAAACCAAUUAAGUAUAGGAAAAAAAUAUUACAGGAAAACAUGACAGAAAUUCCAAAUCAUAUUGUCUUUUCUGAGAUGAAGGAGAUUAAUAAUCCUGAAGACUUAAAAGCUAUGAUUGCCAAAGUGCUGAGUGCUGGUUUGGAGGGCUUAGUACUGAAAGAUUUGAACAGCAUUUAUGAACCAGGCAAAAGGCAUUGGUUAAAAGUUAAAAAGGACUAUUUGUUUGAUGGGGCAAUGGCGGACACAGCAGACCUCAUAGUUUUAGGGGCUUGGUAUGGAACUGGCAAGAAAGGAGGUAUGAUGUCAACUUUUCUUAUGGGAGCAUAUAAUAAGUUUUCAAAGAAAUUUUGCACUGUAACAAAAGUUCAUACUGGUCAUGAUGAUAAGACUCUAGAAAGGUUGCAAUCUGAAUUAAUUAUGGAAAAGAUAAGUUGUGACCCCUCAAAAGUGCCUAGUUGGUUAAAAUGUACUAAAACAAUGGUUCCCGAUUUUGUCGCUAAAGAUCCAAAAAAACAGCCAGUAUGGGAAAUUACUGGGGCUGAAUUCACUAAACAUGAAGUUCACACUGCAGAUGGUAUUUCAAUCAGAUUCCCAAGAGUUACAAAAAUAAGGGACGACAAGCACUGGGAAUCCGCCACUACAGUUGAUGAACUAAAAGUCCUUUACGAAAAAUCUAAAGAAACAACAGAUGUAAGUUUACUGUUGAAUGCUCCUAAUAAUGAUUUACAAGAAUCUCCAAGUAAAAAAAAGAAAACUGAUGAUGAAUCUACAAAAAUUAAUACACUUUUUGAGGCGAUGAAUAAUAAGGGACAAGAUAAAUUGAAACGCAAAAUUUCAAAUGACAAAUCACCUAGUCCUCGGAAAAAAAAUAAAGGGAAAAUAGAAGUAGAAAAAUACUUUGAAAACCAAUUACCAAAUUAUUUCCCCAAUGUUAAAGCAAUUCUUGAACCAAAUAUUGAUAAAAACUGCGACUUAAUAAGAUACUUUAUUGCAUAUGGUGGAGUAAUUUUAACAGAAAAUGAGGCAAGUGAAGCCACACAUGUUAUAUAUUUGGAUAAUAAAAUCAUUGAACCAUAUAUUGUAUGUCCCAAAACUGCCGUUCAUGUAGUGAUAAAUUGGAUUUGGGACACUGUGAUAAAUAAGGGCAUCCCAAAAGAUAUUAGACCUUAUAUAGUUCGAUGGGACCCUUUAGAAUAAGUUGGCUUUUUAUUAUAUUGAUUUUAAUUUAUUUUAAAUAAUGUAUUUAAUAUUUAAAUAUUUUAAUAUGUACAUACAUUUUAAAAAUACAUGUAAAUAACUAUUUAAUUAAUGAAGAUGUGAAAAAACUCAAUUUGAUAUAAUGUUAAUUGUUGGAAUGAGGUGAAAUUUGUAUAAUAAAUUAUUAAAAAAAAAUAA
This is a messenger RNA of Aethina tumida (small hive beetle), 3044 nucleotides long. RefSeq names its product DNA ligase 3 (gene DNAlig3). NCBI's taxonomy places the organism in Eukaryota, Metazoa, Arthropoda, Insecta, Coleoptera, Nitidulidae. Gene Ontology annotation, molecular function: DNA binding; ATP binding; zinc ion binding. Gene Ontology annotation, biological process: lagging strand elongation; mitochondrial DNA repair; double-strand break repair via alternative nonhomologous end joining. The transcript is spliced from 2 exons. Gene Ontology annotation, cellular component: DNA ligase III-XRCC1 complex. Bases 189 to 2846 code for a protein of 885 amino acids. The record is from RefSeq and is a predicted model, not a curated record.